Messenger RNA from Calidris pugnax (ruff), 4403 nucleotides. RefSeq names its product potassium channel tetramerization domain containing 15 (gene KCTD15). The coding region runs from base 25 to 795 and encodes 256 amino acids. NCBI's taxonomy places the organism in Eukaryota, Metazoa, Chordata, Aves, Charadriiformes, Scolopacidae. Gene Ontology annotation, biological process: protein homooligomerization. Gene Ontology annotation, molecular function: protein binding. The transcript is spliced from 4 exons. The record is from RefSeq and is a predicted model, not a curated record.
UCGCCUUUGCAGGAGGGAAGAAGCAUGUCCCGCCUGUCUCUAACGCGCUCCCCGGUUUCUCCUCUGGCCGCUCAAGGGAUCCCUCUCCCCGCUCAGCUCACCAAGUCCAACGCGCCCGUGCACAUCGAUGUAGGAGGACACAUGUACACCAGCAGCCUGGCCACCCUCACCAAGUACCCCGACUCCAGAAUAAGUCGUCUGUUUAAUGGCACAGAGCCCAUUGUCUUGGACAGUUUAAAACAACACUAUUUCAUUGAUCGAGAUGGUGAAAUUUUCAGAUAUAUAUUAAGCUUCCUAAGGACAUCUAAGCUACUGCUCCCAGAUGACUUUAAGGACUUUAAUCUUUUAUAUGAAGAAGCAAAGUAUUACCAGCUGCAGCCAAUGAUUAAGGAACUGGAGCGAUGGAAACAAGAGAAAGAACAAAGGAAACAUUUCCAGCCUUGUGACUGCUUGGUGGUAAGAGUGACUCCAGAUCUGGGGGAGAGAAUCGCGCUGAGCGGGGAGAAGGCUUUGAUAGAGGAGAUCUUCCCGGAGACCGGGGACGUCAUGUGCAACUCCGUGAACGCCGGCUGGAACCAGGACCCGACCCACGUCAUCAGGUUUCCCUUGAACGGAUACUGCCGGUUGAACUCCGUGCAGGUGCUCGAAAGAUUAUUUCAGAAGGGAUUUAACGUGGCAGCUUCAUGUGGCGGGGGGGGGGGUUUCUCCCCGUUCAGCGAGUACGUGCUGUGCCGCGAAGACAGACGACCACAGCCCACCCCAACGAUCAGAAUAAAACAGGAGCCCCUGGACUAGACCCCCCCGUCCUCCUUUGUAACCGUAGAAGUGUUUAAUAGUCCCUUAUGUGAAACACUAAGGAUUUGCAAAACAGUAUUAGCAAACAGAUUUUUUGACUUUAUGUUGCCAAUUAGUGGUAUUCUGAAACUACCUGUCACGUCGCCAGCCAUGAAAUGCAUUUGGAAAACCUGUUGUCCGUUUUUCACGAUGAAAUCCCCGAGGGUGCUCAGGGCCCUGGCCCUGCUGGGAACGUCCUUGGGCUGAGCCGCCGCCGCCGUGGCCCCAAGGGCAAAGCUUGGGAAGCCCCCCUGUCCCCAGAUGGGGCUCUGCAGAAAGCCCAGGGGAAGCAGUUGGAGGAAGGGCUCUGCCGGCCGAUCCAGCGGCGCUUCCCUGAGGAAGAUGGAACACUGCAAACUGCACUGAGCUCUGCCCCGCGCUGCUCCUCCUCCUCCAUAUCAGACGUGCUUUACGCCUCCCCACACGACCUUACGCCUCCGUGAUUGUACUCACUCCUGCCAGCAAACGGCUUAUUUUUAUACAACAUUUCCACCUGAGGUGUCUCUCUGUGGACAGGAUCCAGAACCAGAAAAGGACCGAUUUAUAGUCAACUGGUGCUCAGUACUAAAAAUACCCCCACACAAACCCAACAAAAAAGGGACAAAACAUUAGACAAGGCCGAUGACGGCAAUCUUUGCAACAGUAGGGAUCUGGAAGCACAAAAGGAAAGGCCACCCCCCAUCACACGGGGGUCACACCCCCACUGUGGAGCUGGAGCUCCCUUAAAGCCAGCCUUGUUCUGAGGUGGGAACUGCCAAGUUCUCCAUCCUGGAGGAAGCGCGGUUCUGCCGCCCCAUCACCCACUCACCCGCUGUGGUACCAGCCCACGUGUAGGAGGAAACGCUGAGAAUUUGGGGCAAACCUACUCUUUAUGGGUCUGGGAUUUUUGCAAAAAGAUGUUCUAGCCCUCUAGUGCCACUGUCUGAUGAAAGCAGGCCACCUUCUGUUUAGAUUGUUUUCUCCUCUCUUAUUUUAAAUCUUAUUAUUAAACUACGGAUUCUGUAGCUGCCCUCUAUCUGUGUAAUUCUUCUCUUCACCGAAGCCGCUGUCGGGGGGUGGCUGCUGCUCAGCAUCCUCCGACUGGCAGGGCUUCUAACUCAGGAGACAGCACCGCCUGUGCAGGUGCAGGGUGAUAAAUAGCGUUCUGCUAAACCCUCUCUAUUGCUCUUCAGCAUGAUUGGGUCCUCAGUAACGAAUUCACGUGCUCAUCGCAAUUUAGUUCCUCCCACGUUAAUUUAUAGAACACUGUUGUAGAUGCUGAAUUUUAAUUAAGCUCUUUUUAGAUGCGCAAAUACGGCCAUAUAGAACAAGGAACAGAGUCGAAAGCGGUCAGCAGUUCUUAAAGGCUCAACGAUUACAAUCAGGCAAAAUAGAAAAAAAAAAAAUAAUCAAGUUUGAGACUAGUGUUUUCCAAAGGGCUGGGCUGAUUGUCCAAGGCCCGGCCUCGGCAGGGGUCUGAUUUUUGGAAAAGGGCUGGAUACCCGUCUGUGGAAAAUCAGGCCUCUGCGGGAUCUCCCCCCUCGGUUCCUCGGCUGGGAAGCCCCCUCUGGAAGCCGUAGCUCUGGCCCUGCUCCCUUGGCAGAACACUUGAGCAAAUCUGUCUACUUUAAAAGAGUUGUAAAGUUAUUUUAUUUUGUGGUUUUAUACUUGUACGACAUUCUAAAGUUGCUAGGCAUUGCCAUAUUUGAAUAUAUGGCACAACAUUCACCUUUGUAUGUAAGAUAUCUGUAGAAUUGUAUAUUAUACAUUUAAUAUUGUAAAGAACUUAACGUAUAAUUGUCAUGUAUUUGUGUAUGCACAUUUCUUAUACAGUACUUCAUGCCAUAAACAUUUCUGUAAAGUAAAUGAUCAAAAAUAAGCAAGUAGGGUGGAACACUCACUGUAUCUCCCGUGGUGUUUGAAAGAGGUGAGAGCUUCUGAUUGCGUCUCCUCCGGCCUUUUGCUCCCUUCAGCUUGAUGUAGCCGUGUCUGACAAAACGAAGAAGAAAAAAAAAAAGUGUUUUAUUUAUUACUUUCAUACAUUGAGUUCACUUUUAAGCUCCAAGUAUCCUUCAACAACCCCUUUAGCUUUGUGUUUUCAUCCUGUAUUCCCUUGUCCUGCCCCCCCGGCGCUGGCAGCGGCUUUGUGGGCGCAUCCUCCCCUCUCUGGGGGGGUUGAGGCGAGUGAACCCCCCAAUUCUCAGUGCCCAGGGACCCCCAGCUCCGCAGCCCGGCCUCCCAGUGGGACCAGUGCCCGAGCUCCCCCAGCCCGGCCGCGGGACGAUGCUCCUGGCUGCAAGUGCCCACCCCCAGCAGCACUGGGGCUCGGUUGCUUUGGUUUCCUUCCCUUUGGCGUUUACCAUAUUUAUUUUUUCCACUCCGGUCGGCGGGGCUGGCGGCCCAGGGGGCACGGGGAGGGGUCCCAGGAAGGGGUCCUGGGCCACCCCAGCCCCAUUCAGUGUGAGCUGGAGAUGGAAGGUCUGAGCCGUGACAUCACAGCACCGACUGCGAAACAGCGCCGAGGCAGCGGAGGACAUGUGGAAACAAUCACUGGGUUAGAAGAAAAACGCCUUGGAAAGCAAAAAAAAAAAAAAGUUAGGACACGUUCUUUUAGUUAGUAACUUCAGGUCACUUAUUUAAAGUUUAUUACAGUUUCAUUUAUAUCUUUUUUACUUAUUUCCCUAUAUUUUUAGGCAGCAAUACCAGCAAAAAACUGAUUUGAAUUUUUACUUCUGGCCUUAAACCAUAGCAACGUAACUUAAUUAAGAACAUUGCUCAGCAUCGCUAAAACAGGUUUUGAGAUCUCCCAGAACUCCCGGGGAGCCGUGGUGCGCGGCCAGCGCCUGCUUUACUGGGAACUCCAGAAAAAAAAUACCCGUAGCCUGGUUUUCCGCCUCAUUCGCUUGAACAGAGUUGUCCCGAUUCCCUUGUUGAGCACCCAAAACGGGGCUGGAAGAACAGGAGUCGUCGCCGGCGCUUUCUGCCCGUCCCCGUCCCGUUCCCGAGGCCGGGAAUGUCGCGUCGUGCUCCUCGGACUGAUCCCGUCCCUGAAAGCAGCCGCUGAGUCCAUCCAUCCGCCGCGUCAACGGCAUCGGGGUCUGAUGACAACUUUAUUAGAUGUUGGACAAAGGAUAAGAAUCAGCACAACAAAACAUGGAAGUAUUUGGUUUUAAUAUUUCUUUGUGGGUAUUCUGUUAAUAUUUUAAUGCAAAAUGUUUCUGAAGAGUGCUUAAGAACUACAAGACAAUGUGAAAUUCAUGUUUGAUAAAUUAAUACUGUAUGUCACUCGAUGUGUUACUUUAGUAAAUUGUUUUAUUUCUUUACAAAAUAAGUACAAAUAAGGGAGUAUGUUUUCACACAAAUUGGGGGUAUUUACGAGUAUGUACAGAAAUCAUCAAAAUAACGUAAUUCUAAUAAACACAAGGCCUUUAUAAACAAUAUGUACAAAUUAUCAAUACAUUUAAAACAUAAUUUUACACUUCCUGGCCUUAAAUACCUUAUGAAUAAUCUUUUGGCUAAAUAGCAGCAGUAUAAAUUUUCUUCUGCUUUUCAUAAACCUUAAAAAAUAAUUAAAACUUUUGUUUUUAAAA